Messenger RNA from Aquila chrysaetos chrysaetos, 3841 nucleotides. It is a transcript of the gene GJD4, whose product is annotated as gap junction protein delta 4. The record is from RefSeq and is a predicted model, not a curated record. Gene Ontology annotation, cellular component: connexin complex. NCBI's taxonomy places the organism in Eukaryota, Metazoa, Chordata, Aves, Accipitriformes, Accipitridae. The transcript has 3 exons. Gene Ontology annotation, biological process: cell communication. The coding region runs from base 662 to 1909 and encodes 415 amino acids.
CCCUAGGAUCUUUUGAGUGAUGUCCAGAGUGCCAAGCAGUUUAGGCAGAAAGAACUGAUAUAAAUUACAAGUGACUUGUGGCAUCUUGGAAACCAGCCCCCACUCUUGGUUUUCUUAUUUUUUUAAAGCUUCCCCUGUUUUAUUUCAUGUCUGCAGGGAGGCUCAGCCUGCUUGCUGGCUCAGCACACAGGAGAAAAUUUGGUGUGGCUGUGAUUGACAGGACCAUGAUGUCCUGUCAGGAAGGCUGUGUUUUAGAAACAAAAUUGCUUUGGGAAAUUGCAACGGGAUAGGUUCCAGUGAGCUAAACUGAAAGUGCCUUUCAAACAUAGGGAUGCUCAUCCUUCUGUACCCUCUUUCCUUCUAUUAUCCAUCUGCAAUUCUUGUGGGGAGACAGAGAGGUGUCUGUUAUUUCUUGGUCUGUGCUUUUCUUCCCUCUCUCCCCUCUCCUUGUCCUUCACUGCUGAAAUAUCUCAGCAAUGCCAGGAGGCUGGUAUGCCCCGGGAGGGUAAGAAUAGUCUACAAUGGCAGAGAUCACUCCUGUUGUUGUUUGUCUACUUGCAGUUGUCUGGACAGAAGAUCCACACAAGAGGUCUAAUCUCCUUUGGAAAUGCCAAAAUUGUUAGGACAUCAGGAGCUGGAAGUAUUGUGAGCCUGUUCAAACAUGGAGCGCUGGGACUCGCUGGGAUUUUUGAUUGUCACACUCAACUAUAAUGUGACGAUUGUAGGAAAGAUCUGGCUAAUGUUAAUAAUUCUGCUGAGGAUGGCAGUGGUAGUGUUAGCAGGCUAUCCACUCUACCAAGAUGAGCAGGAGCGCUUCGUCUGCAACACCCUGCAACCAGGAUGCUCCAACGUUUGCUAUGACUUGUUCUCUCCUGUAUCUCACUUUAGAUUCUGGCUCAUUCAGACUGUGUCUAUUCUGCUACCUUAUGCUGCAUUCAGCAUUUAUGUUUUGCACAAGGUAGCUAUGUACAUUGUAAGAAUGCACUGUUUGGUGCAUGGAUGCAAAGGGAAUAAGGGUUUGUCAAGCCCCAAAGACCUGAAGGAGCUCUGUAGAAGUGCUGUUGUCAAUAGAUUAGAUUGUGGUGCAGACAACCUAAGUGUUCUUAAUUUUUCUGGGGCAUAUAUUGUUCAUCUUUUUUUUAGGACACUACUUGAGGCUGCCUUUGCAGCUGUGCAAUAUUUUCUUUUUGGAUUUUUUGUUCCUGAGCGCUUUUCCUGCUACCAUUCACCUUGUACAAGCACAGUUGACUGUUAUAUCUCCCGGCCCACUGAGAAAUCCAUCAUGAUGAUUUUCAUCUGGGGGGUCAGCAGCCUAUCCUUUCUGCUUAGCCUUGCUGAUCUUGUCUGUGCUCUCCAGAGAAUGACAGCAAGAAACCAAAAGAACAAGCUGGCAAACCUCCACGUAGAGAAUGAGUGCAUUUUAAAUCUUCCCCCAGUACAGCAUGGUAGCUCUUCUCCACCUCAAAAUCAAGACUGUCCAGUAUCAAAUAGCAGCCAGACCAGUGAUGGCUCCUGCUCACUUCUCUCUGAAGAGGAAGAAGAGGCUGUUCUUCAUCCUGAAGUGGUCUCUCAGCAAACUGCCAGCACUAACCUUAACAGCAACAGCAAUAAGCCCUGUAUAUUAGGAGAACUUGCUGUUAAGCAAGACAGCGCUGAAGAGCCCAUGUGUGCCGGUGACCACCAAGGAACUACAUGCAGGCACGGGAGACCCAAGCUUCAGCAAGACUUCAUUAAAGAUACUGCCCUGACUUUGAGACCUCAGAUCAAGUCUCACCUUGGUGUUUCUUCCUCUGUAGUUCAGAGCAAGCUUUUAGGAUACUACCCUUCAGCUGAGCUAAAAAACCCUGAUGCACAAUCAAAUUAUAGCAGUACUAGUUGCUUGAGGUCAAAAAAGUCAGAAUGGGUAUAGAGCCCUGAGGUAACACUACCCUAUGACCUUGUCAGGACACAUCAUUGCAUCACUGAGGAGGUUUCAGGUAGUUUCAGCUGGAUCCCUUGACUGGGUUAUGCCGCAGAGACACAAUGAUGCUGUGUUCCUCCAUUGAAGAAGAAGCAAAAACCUUGGAUAACAGUUUGAAGGAUAUUACAUUAAGGGAACUAUUCUUUGGAAAAUGUAAAACUUUAAUGUUUUUCUGAGUGUAAAUGACUUUAAAAAGCUGUGGACUGUCACUGGUGUGACUGACCUGGUUUUCCAGGAGUACAUGUGAACACUUGUUUACCCUAACCUAGUUUUAUUGCAAAAGAUUGAGCUUAGGAAAGACCUGACUUUUAAACACAGUUGUACAUUGUCUACUGUCAGAAGGUUAAUUUAUCUCCUCAUACUAAAUUCUCUAAGCCCACUCUAAGAAAGGAUGUUCAAGCAAGAAGAGUAGACAGUGAAUAAAAUAAAAAUACAUGUUUUGUAGCAAAGUAUUAAUGUGUAAAAAAACCCUUGGAUCUUACUGAUUGAAGGCUACACCCAUCCUAGUUAGCAAUGCCAUGGCAGUACCUUUCUCUGACCCUGAGGUCAACUGGUACAGUCUGACCAUGUCUGAGUUAUUCAACUCAAUUAGCCUCCAAAACAGGGUGGCUGCAUCCAGAUUAGCUGUUGGGAAUGGUCCUAUGCUCGAGAAUUGCUCAGGAGAUAACUGGGAAGUGUGGGUCAGAGGUGUGUCAGGGAGUGCUCCAGCAGCUUGACAGUGCAGGGGACUGAGCUCCAGUGCCCAUGCCCUGGCACAGCUGACUCUGCUCUGGUGUAGAUGUACUACUGACAUGUCUACAAGGUGUUACGUGUCUCGAUCUGAAAUAGUCACACUAGGCUCUUGAUUUCAGUAGGGGGAAUGAGUCACCUGACCUGUUUUAGGCAUCUCUGAAGGUAAGAUUAGUCACUUUCUAGAUAUACCUAUCUCUCCCACAAUGUGAUUAUCUCAGACCUGGGCUUUAGGGAAGAUGGUUUCUACCCCGAGAGAAGGAUAUUGUGGCAAUGUCUAUAUCAAAGUGCUCACCUUCUUUGUCUGACAGACUUCUGAUGCUAAUAAUUUGAAAAUGUGUCUAAAUUGAGUGAAUCACAGAAGAUUUUAUUACUGUCAUGCUUUGUGCUUUCCAUCAGUGUUAACUCUCUUGCAUUUACAUAAGCGUGGUCCAGCACUGAAGCACAGCGGUGCGUGAGUUGAAUUUUCUUUUAGCUACGAGUCAGUGGGGGUUGAAGGUUGCAUAUACCUGCAGAUCAUCAGUGGGAGUGGAUGUGGAGGAGCAUGUACUCAGAGAAAUGUACUGGUGGUAGUGUCUUACAAAACAGACUAUUCAGAGGGUGGCAAGAGCUGGUAUUUGUAGAUGCUGCUUGGAGCUGGAGUAGCUCCCUCCAUUUAGACCCAUGCAAAGGAGAAAACAGGCACAGAUCCAGUCUUGCUCUUACUCUGCUAUAUAACAACUUUCUGUAAUGACUUAAUGGCUGGCUCCUCUGUGCAGAAUAUCAAGGGACAACAGCUUUCACAUUGUCCUUUUUCUCUCCUGUCGGUGUGGAAGUCAUUAAGACAGUUUGGCUCAUAGUGUCUGUGUAUCAUUUCCUCACAUACGCAAGGUAAAGACUAGCACUUAAUUAUCCCUCAUCUUCUGCAUCCCCUCAGAAAUUAGGUAGCUUAAUAGAUGGACAGAACUGCUCUUUGGGUCGGGAGGCAGAACUUCUGCCUGUGAAGUACUUUGGGAUCCUGAGGCAUGCUACAGAGAUUUUUAAUUACUACCUUCUGAGUAAAGUUUUCCUCUCUAUUAGCUGUGUUUGUUUCUUUUAUCAUGUAUGCUUGUUGUAUGAUUUGUCAUUUCCAGGGUAGGAGCAGCAUUAAUUAUUAAACUUAUCAUAGGCAGA